This is a messenger RNA of Torulaspora delbrueckii, 1299 nucleotides long. RefSeq names its product ornithine-oxo-acid transaminase (gene CAR2). The record is from RefSeq and is a predicted model, not a curated record. Bases 1 to 1299 code for a protein of 432 amino acids. Gene Ontology annotation, molecular function: identical protein binding; L-ornithine transaminase activity; pyridoxal phosphate binding. The transcript has a single exon. Lineage: Eukaryota; Fungi; Ascomycota; Saccharomycetes; Saccharomycetales; Saccharomycetaceae. Gene Ontology annotation, cellular component: cytoplasm.
AUGUCUACUGCUAAUCUAAGUUCUAAGCAGACUGUCGAGUACGAGCAAAAGUACUCUGCUCACAAUUAUCAUCCGCUUCCAGUGGUAUUCCACAAGGCUUCUGGUGCACAUGUUUGGGAUCCAGAGGGUAAAGAAUAUUUAGAUUUCUUAUCUGCCUACUCUGCUGUUAAUCAGGGCCAUUGUCAUCCAAAGAUUAUCGAAGCUCUAGUGGAUCAGGCUUCUAAGCUAACGCUUUCUUCAAGAGCUUUCUCAAAUGACUCUUUUGCGGAGUUCGCCAAGUAUAUCACCGAGUAUUUCAACUACGAAAUGGUUUUGCCCAUGAAUACUGGUGCAGAAGCCGUCGAAUCAGCUUUGAAGCUUGCCAGACGUUGGGGUUACGAGACAAAGAAGAUCCCAGAGGGCCAAGCUAUCGUUUUGGGUGCUGAAGGGAACUUCCACGGUAGAACUUUCGGAGCUAUUUCUCUAUCUACUGAUGAGGAAGAUUCUCGUAAGAAUUUCGGACCAUUUUUGGUCAACACUACUUCUGAAUCCCCAGCUACUAAGCGUAAGGUACGUUACGGUGUUGUUGAAGAUAUCGAAGCUGCAUUCAAGAGUCACGGUGACAAGAUUGCAGCUAUCAUAUUGGAACCUAUUCAGGGUGAAGCAGGGAUCGUUGUUCCUCCAACAGACUAUUUGACAAAGGUUCAGAAAUUGUGUCGUGAAUACAACGUCUUGUUCAUUUGUGAUGAAAUCCAAACCGGUGUAGGUCGUACCGGUAAGAUGCUGUGCUACGAGCACUCUCCAGAUGUGAAGCCAGAUGUUGUUUUGCUAGGUAAAGCUAUUUCUGGUGGUGUCUAUCCUGUUUCCUGUGUUCUUUCCUCCAAGGAAAUCAUGCUUACUUUGGCCCCAGGUUCUCACGGUUCCACUUACGGUGGUAACCCAUUGGCCUCCAGAGUUGCCAUCGCGGCUUUGAAAGUCGUUAAGGAUGAAAAACUGGUCGAGAGAGCCCAGGAGCUAGGUGAAUUGCUACAAAAAGAGCUCGAAGCUUUGCAGAAGGAAUCUAACGGUGCUAUUUCCGAAGUUCGUGGCCGUGGGCUCCUCACCGCCAUUGUCAUCGAUCCAAAGAAGGCCAAUGGUCGUACUGCCUGGGAUCUGUGUCUAAUUAUGAAGGAUCACGGUGUCCUAGCUAAGCCAACUCAUCAACACAUCAUCAGAUUGGCUCCUCCACUGACCAUCUCGAAGGAGGACCUGCUGAAAGGUGUACAGGUCAUCAAGGAGUCACUUGCUAAGUUACCAACAGCUCCAAAGAGUGAUCACUAA